Baudoinia panamericana UAMH 10762 is the source of this 1472-nucleotide messenger RNA. RefSeq lists its product as uncharacterized. Gene Ontology annotation, cellular component: cytoplasm; actin filament. The transcript has a single exon. The record is from RefSeq and is a predicted model, not a curated record. The coding region runs from base 67 to 1080 and encodes 337 amino acids. NCBI's taxonomy places the organism in Eukaryota, Fungi, Ascomycota, Dothideomycetes, Mycosphaerellales, Teratosphaeriaceae. Gene Ontology annotation, molecular function: actin monomer binding; actin filament binding. Gene Ontology annotation, biological process: barbed-end actin filament capping; actin filament depolymerization.
CCGAGUUUCGGCAUCUCAUUGCAUCAGAGCCCGAAGGCACACCAACCUCAACUGGUCAUAGCAAACAUGCAAUCCGGUAUCACUGCUUCACAAGAGCUACAUAAUGCCUUCAACGCGCUCGUCUCUUCAUCACAACAACGAGCUAUUGUGGCAGGUAUCGAGAAAGAACGACUGGUGCCCAUCAUCACCGUCUCCGCCAAGAGCUCAACAUUUGACGAUGAUCUCGAUCAUCUACAAAGUCACCUGACCCCCACACAAGCAGCAUAUGUGCUGCUGAAGACACAUCCUGAUGCAGCAGAUGGCUACGCGGCGAUCACAUAUGUCCCUAAUGCCGCGCCAGUACGGCAGAAGAUGCUCUUUGCGUCAACAAGACUCACACUUGUAAGAGAAUUAGGCCUGGAGCGUUUCCGACAGCAGAUCUUUACCACGGAGAAAGAAGAGCUCACCAAGGAGGGCUGGGCCAAGCAUGAAGCCCACACUGCGCUUGAUGCGCCUCUGACAGAGGAGGAGAGCGGACUGAAAGGCGUCAAGGAUGCUGAAGCUGCUGAAAGCAUGGGCACCGCGGGGAGGAGAGGGCACGUUAGUAGUAGGAUGGACGUGAAGACUGGCGAAGGCGUCAUCGGAGCCUUGGCAUCCCUAAAAGGAGCCGAGUGCAAAGGUACGCUUGUGCAGCUAAAGUACGAGCUGCCAAACGAGGUGCUUACGCUGGAAUCAACCACCGAAUCACUCUCUCCGGAAGACGUGAGCAAGACCAUCACGGCAAGCGAGCCACGAUACAGCUUUUACUCUACAAUGUCAGGGAGUCGAGCAGAACUGCACAUUCUGUUCAUCUAUACUUGCCCUUCCAGCUCGAAGAUCAAGGAGCGCAUGGUCUAUUCCACAGGCAAGUCGUGGACGAGGAUAGUAGCCGAGCGCGACGCCGGCCUCACUAUCGCACGGUCACUAGAGGCUACAGAGCCGAGCGAGCUUACACCAGACGUUUUAGGUGGCGAGCAGGCCGCGGCAGCACAAGACGAGGGCGCAACGGAAAGCAAAGCGAGUGGCGGCUUUUCAAGACCAAAGCGUCCUGGCAGGCGGUGAUCAUGGUUGCCUCUGAUGCCACGGUGAUUGCAUGAAAGUAUUGUAUGCCACAGUCAAUGAUGAUUAACCGUGCCAUACGUCCGCAUGCGGGCCUGGUCGCCUCUAGCAGAUGGAUAAAGCAGGAGCUAAAGUUUCGUUCACAUUAUUUGCGAACAUUCCAGCGGUCUACUCCGGCUUAGGCUGCUCGGUCUCCUCAUUACUCUUGUCAGCAGCGUCUCUGGCCUUCUGUCUCGAUUUAGCGCUUUUCACCAACUUCUCAUAGCUCGAGCUCCACUUCUUCAGCUCCCUUGACUGCUUUUUGAUUUCCUCUUGCAGCUUUUCCCUUUCCUCCGCUCCUGUCUCAAGCUGGUGCUCCAGCUGGCGCAUUCUCUCAGCAGUGGCCGCGUCCGGUG